UUCCAUGCACAUUUAUAUAAAUCAUUUUGUCCCUCUCUAGCCAUAUCCUACCUUUUGUAUAAUUUCUAAAUGUUUUAAUUUACCCAAUUUUAACAAAAAUGAGUAGUCAACAACAACAACCGAAAAGGCAACCAGAAGCCGAUCCGAUCAAAUACGGUGAUGUUUUUGCUGUCUCUGGUGAGCUAGGAGAAAAAGCUGUUAAGCCGGAAGAUGCAGCCAUGAUGCAGAGCGCCGAGACCGCGGUGCUUGGGAAGACGCAAAAGAACGGUCCAGCGGCUGCCAUGCAAUCAGCCGCUAAUGUUAACGUGAGCGCCGGUUUGGUUACACCGGGUGAUGUUACUGAUGUUGCGGCUAGAGAGGGUGUUACGGUUACUGGGACGGCCGUUCCUGGAGCUAAUAUUAUUACUGAAUCAGUUGCUGGACAGGUAGUAGCACAAUACAUCCAGCCAACAGGAGGACAACCACAAGACACAACUGUUAGGAGAGAAAUCACAAUAGGAGAAGCUCUUGAAGCGGCUGGACAAACAAUACCGGGGAAGCCAGUGGAUCAAUGUGAUGCAGCAGCAAUCCAAGCAGCUGAAAUGCGAGCAACAGGCAGUAAUGUUAUCACUCCUGGAGGCGUUGCAGCCACUGCUCAGUCGGCUGCUGCCUAUAAUGAAUCUAUGAUAAGAGACGAGGACAAAGUUAAGCUUGGAGAUGUCUUGUCGAGUGCUACUAAGGUAUUACCGGCGGAUAAGGUAGCGACGAGGCAGGAUGCAGAAGGGGUGGUAGGGGCGGAGUUACGGAACAAACAAGACAUGUCCACCACUCCUGGUGGAGUAGCUGCUUCUGUUACUGUAGCUGCCAGGAUGAAUGAAAGGAGUCAACAACAACAAUCUUAAUUUUCUCCAACUAAAAUCCUUAUUGGAAGGAUGGAUAGUUGGUUUACCUUCUCUAUGUUGUGAUGGUGUACUGCCUCUUUUUUUUGCUGUGUGUGGUUGCCUUGAGACUUGUAAGCAACCAACGCAGUUUUGGUUCAGUGUUUGUUGGUAGUAGUCAGUUAUGGUCGAUAAGAAAUAUCGUUUGUAUGUAUGUUAUUUACUCUUUAAGUUUGCUUCAGAUAUACCAUU
Messenger RNA from Solanum dulcamara, 1109 nucleotides. Its product is annotated as late embryogenesis abundant protein 31-like. The transcript has 3 exons. The record is from RefSeq and is a predicted model, not a curated record. Lineage: Eukaryota; Viridiplantae; Streptophyta; Magnoliopsida; Solanales; Solanaceae. Bases 99 to 881 code for a protein of 260 amino acids.